AUGGUAAAGCUGACACUGCCCAACCCUGGCCUGGAGCUGAGGAUACCUUCCCAUGAGGAACUGGAAACCAUUGAGGCAAGAGAGGCAGAGACAAGACCCAAAUGGGACAACAAAGCACAGUACAUGCUCACCUGCAUCGGGUUCUGCGUCGGCCUGGGCAACGUGUGGCGAUUCCCUUACCUCUGCCAGAGCCACGGAGGAGGGGCUUUUAUGAUACCUUUCCUCAUUUUGCUGGUCCUGGAAGGCAUUCCGUUGCUUCACCUUGAGUUUGCCAUUGGCCAGAGGCUCCGGAGAUGCAGCGUGGGAGUCUGGAGUUCUGUCCAUCCUUCGCUGAAGGGAGUAGGCAUCACGGCACUGAUGGUCUCUUUCCUUGUCGGUUUGUACUACAACACUAUCAUUGCCUGGGUGAUGUGGUAUUUCUUCAACUCCUUCCAAGAGCCCCUGCCCUGGAGCAGCUGCCCCCUGCUUCCCAACAAGACAGGUUACGAAGAAGAAUGUGCCAAGAGCUCUCCAGUCGAUUAUUUUUGGUACCGGAAGACAUUAAACAUCACCACUUCCAUUGAUGAGUCUGGAACCGUCCAGUGGUGGCUUCUGCUGUGCUUACUGUGUGCCUGGGCAGUGCUCUAUGUUUGCACAAUCAGAGGCAUUGAAACAACAGGAAAGGCAGUGUAUAUAACAUCCACCCUUCCUUAUGUCGUGCUCACCAUUUUCCUGAUCCGUGGCUUGACGCUGAAAGGAUCAGUCAGUGGAAUAGUGUAUCUGUUUACACCCAAUGUUACUGAAUUGGCUAACCCGGUUACAUGGCUAGAUGCUGGUGCUCAGGUCUUCUAUUCGUUCUCCCUUGCCUUUGGGGGCCUCAUCUCAUUCUCGAGUUAUAAUUCAGUUCACAAUAAUUGUGAGAAGGAUGCUGUGAUUAUCUCACUGAUCAAUGGCUUCACCUCCAUCUAUUCUGCCACAGUCAUAUACUCGAUCAUCGGAUUCAGAGCAACACAGAGAUACGAUGAUUGUGUUAGCCAAAAUAUCCUCACUCUGACAAAUGCAUUUGAUUUCCCAGAAGGUAACAUAACUGAAGGAAAUUUUGAAGCUAUGCAAGCUUGGUGUAACAUGACGGAUCAUGCAACGUACACCACCCUUAAGUUUCAGACUUGCAACCUGGAGACAUUUUUAUCUGAUGGUGUUGAAGGAACCGGCUUGGCAUUUAUUGUCUUCACAGAAGCCAUCACCAAAAUGCCGGUCUCGCCUUUGUGGUCCAUUCUUUUCUUUGUCAUGCUGUUCUGCUUAGGUUUAUCCUCAAUGUUUGGAAACAUGGAGGGUGUUCUUGUACCCCUGCAAGAGCUCAAUGCAAUACCCAAAAAAUGGCCUAAGGAACUUGUUACAGGUCUGAUUUGUGUUGGGUCUUUUUUGAUUGCCAUUAUUUUUGUGCUGAGGUCAGGAAACUACUGGCUUGCCCUGUUUGAUAAUUUUGCUGGAUCCAUCCCUUUGCUGAUCAUCGCUUUCUUCGAGAUGUUUUCUGUUGUCUACAUAUAUGGGAUAGAUAGAUUUAAUGAUGACAUUAAGUUCAUGAUUGGACACAAGCCCAACAUUUUCUGGCAGGCCACCUGGAGAUUCAUCAGCCCCCUCAUCAUGUUGGUCAUCUUCCUCUUUUAUUUUGUGGUGAAAGUGAAUCAAAAAUUAGAAUACAUCGUUUGGGACCCAGAAUAUGACCUGUUCCCCAAGUCGAAGGAAAUGCUGUACCCUGGCUGGGUUUAUGCCAUCAUCGUGAUUGUGGCAGGUGUGCCAAGCUUGAUGAUCCCUGGAUUUAUGGUCUUCAAAGCCAUCCAAAGCUGUGUGAAGAAGCAAGAUGACCGGCAGGAUCUGGUCAAUGCUGUAUCGGAAGCAUCUAUCAACGGGGAGCUUAAAAAUAAGUUCUAACAAGACCUCUUGGGAAGGGACAGGAAAAGGCUUGUGUGCCUGAGGGAAAGGGAAAUAGCCGUCUCUCU
Molecule: messenger RNA, 1979 nt
Organism: Heteronotia binoei (common prickly gecko)
Lineage: Eukaryota; Metazoa; Chordata; Lepidosauria; Squamata; Gekkonidae
Product: sodium-dependent neutral amino acid transporter B(0)AT1-like
Exons: 12
Coding region: 1-1911 (636 amino acids)
Biological process (GO): sodium ion transmembrane transport
Cellular component (GO): plasma membrane
Source: RefSeq, a predicted model, not a curated record